AUGUUUCCUUUCUCACUACUCCGCAGGCGCUUAGAUAAGGCCGAUAUUAAUUUAUUGAUGAAGCUGAAAGUGUUUUUGGUCGAUUGUGAUGGAGUCCUUUGGAGAGGAAGUAAACCGAUUCCAGGAUCAGCGGAUACCGUGAAUUACUUAAAGAGUAAAGGAAAAGCAGUAUACUUUUGUUCAAAUAGCUCUGCUCGUAGCCGCAUAGACACGGUGAAUAUGUUAAAGUCAUUCGGGGUGGAUGCGUCAGAAGAUGACAUUUUGACGUCCUCUUAUGCAGCGUCGCUCUAUCUUCAGAAGCAGCCGAAUCACGGUGAGGUCUACGUUUUAGGAGAAAAGGGAAUCUAUGAUGAGCUUGAAGCGGUGGGUAUAAAAUGUCAUGGAACGGAAGACAAUGGAUGUACGGACAUCCAAUCCCUGACCAAGAUGAAUCCCUCGAUCGGUACUGUAGUUGUAGGACUCGACCGCAACGUCAACUUCUUAAAGCUGAGUCGCGCAGCCUCCUAUAUCCGUGACUACCACUGCUCGUUCGUGGCGACCAACAACGACGCGACGGACCCGAACGACUUGGGUCUCACGACCGCAGCGGCCGGCAGCCUGGUAAGCGCGGUCAGCACAAUCUGCGGCCGCCAGCCCGACGUCAUUCUGGGGAAACCGGGGUCGAUGUUCUACGAAAUCGUGAAAACGCGGCAUCCGGAGAUCGAUCCGUGGGACGUGAUGAUGGUGGGCGACCGUCUGGAGACGGACAUCGCGUUCGCCAAUCGCGUAGGAGCUUUCGAUUCGGUGGGAUGCAGAACGGACUGA
This is a messenger RNA of Blastocystis hominis, 804 nucleotides long. RefSeq lists its product as hypothetical. NCBI's taxonomy places the organism in Eukaryota, Bigyra, Opalinata, Blastocystidae. Gene Ontology annotation, molecular function: phosphatase activity. The transcript is spliced from 4 exons. The record is from RefSeq and is a predicted model, not a curated record. Bases 1 to 804 code for a protein of 267 amino acids.